CGAAAACAUUAGGUUAAUUAAAAUAUAUUAUCAACUAUUUGGAGUUUUAAAAUGAAGUUGAUUUAAUAAAAAAAAUCUUUUUCCUAUUAAUAAAUUCUUGUAUACACUAGAGAGGUAAUGUUAAAUAGAUCAAGGUCUGAGGGGACGUCAAUUCACCUUAGUCCAAUCGAGAAGGUCAGAAGAGCAAGUUAGUUCAGCUUAGCUUAAAUCUCGUCAGCAUCCAUUAUCAGUGAUAUUUCUGUCAGCUGUCAAGUGUAUUGCAUUUUCAUUAAUACAAAAUGGCACGAAAAUUUUUCGUUGGUGGUAAUUGGAAGAUGAAUGGUACAAAAAAAGAAAUUGAUGAAAUAGUUGCAUUUCUCAAAGCCGGCCCACUGGAUCCAAAUGUUGAGGUUGUCGUUGGCGUGCCGUCAAUAUACUUAAAUUAUACGAAGGGAAUUUUACCUAGUAAUGUCUCCAUAAGCGCACAAAAUUGUUACAAAGUGCCCAAAGGAGCUUUUACUGGUGAAAUUAGCCCUGCUAUGUUAAAAGAUAAUGAGAUUCCUUGGGUAAUCAUUGGUCACUCUGAACGUCGUAAUGUCUUUGGAGAGAGUGAUGAAUUAACUGCUGAAAAAGUAGCUCAUGCACUUGAAGCUGGUAUCAAGGUUAUCGCUUGCAUUGGUGAAAAAUUGGAAGAACGUGAAGCUGGAAAAACAGAAGAAGUUGUUUUCAGGCAAACUAAAGCUAUUGCAGAUAAAAUUAAAUCUUGGGACAAUGUUGUAUUAGCCUAUGAACCAGUAUGGGCUAUUGGUACUGGUAAAACUGCAACUCCACAACAAGCCCAAGAAGUUCAUGAUAAACUUAGAGAAUGGUUCUCAAAGAAUGUUAGUCCAGCAGUAUCUGAAUCAUUACGGAUUAUCUAUGGUGGAUCAGUAACUGCUGGCAAUGCUAAAGAUUUAGCUAAAGAAAAAGAUAUUGAUGGAUUCUUGGUUGGCGGUGCUUCAUUGAAACCAGAUUUUGUUCAAAUUGUUAAUGCUAAGCAAUAAUUAUAAUCCUGUCAGUUCAUAGAGUGACAGUGGUAUUAUAAGAAAUUUUUAUUUAACAUAUUGUUCGAAUGUAAAUUAGGAAAUCGUAAAACAAUAUUUAUUUAUGAAGAAAUGAAUCAUAUAUUGGAAAAAUUAACAAUACAUUAUGCUUAACUAAAAUUAA
Chelonus insularis is the source of this 1185-nucleotide messenger RNA. RefSeq names its product triose phosphate isomerase (gene Tpi). The record is from RefSeq and is a predicted model, not a curated record. The transcript is spliced from 3 exons. Gene Ontology annotation, molecular function: triose-phosphate isomerase activity. Lineage: Eukaryota; Metazoa; Arthropoda; Insecta; Hymenoptera; Braconidae. Gene Ontology annotation, cellular component: cytosol. Gene Ontology annotation, biological process: gluconeogenesis; glycolytic process; glycerol catabolic process. The coding region runs from base 279 to 1022 and encodes 247 amino acids.